Messenger RNA from Galdieria sulphuraria, 473 nucleotides. RefSeq lists its product as uncharacterized. Bases 26 to 325 code for a protein of 99 amino acids. The record is from RefSeq and is a predicted model, not a curated record. NCBI's taxonomy places the organism in Eukaryota, Rhodophyta, Bangiophyceae, Galdieriales, Galdieriaceae. The transcript has 2 exons.
AUUCAUUUGCGUAUAAUUCUCAGUUAUGUCGACUGGGUUGGAAAUACUAAACUCAAGUGGCCGACAGGAAGUAGUGGAAAGAAAAUAUGUUGGUAUAAGUAGGCGUUUGUAUUUAUGUGGAUAUUUGGGACUUCCUGUAUUAUGGCUUUUUCAUGUUCUAUUUUUCCGACAUGGUAUUGUUGUUAAGCUCAACCUGGGUUCAAGUGUGAAGCAAGAUAUCCGAAAGAGUAAAUUGGCUUUAGUUAUUGUGUCUAGUUUAUUUCUAGUUUGGCUAAUAUUUUUGAGAAUAUGGAAUGGAGGACCGCAAACAAUAGAGAUUUUCUGAAAUCUUUUUUACACUACUUGACAAAGUUUUCAGUUGGACAGUAUGUAUUUCUGCAGACUCAAUACUCAAUAUAUAUAUAUAUAUAUAACAUUUUGCUAUUUACUUUUUUGGCAAUUGAUUUCAACAGAAUAAAAUGUUUGCUAGUUAU